Loa loa (African eye worm) is the source of this 1857-nucleotide messenger RNA. RefSeq lists its product as hypothetical. NCBI's taxonomy places the organism in Eukaryota, Metazoa, Nematoda, Chromadorea, Rhabditida, Onchocercidae. Gene Ontology annotation, molecular function: neurotransmitter receptor activity; chloride channel activity; extracellular ligand-gated monoatomic ion channel activity. The record is from RefSeq and is a predicted model, not a curated record. The coding region runs from base 72 to 1742 and encodes 556 amino acids. Gene Ontology annotation, cellular component: neuron projection; synapse; membrane. The transcript is spliced from 12 exons. Gene Ontology annotation, biological process: chloride transmembrane transport; regulation of membrane potential; signal transduction.
UUUAAGGUAAAUUUUAUGAUUUUUAUUGUGAUACACCGGACUCAUUCAAGAAAUACCGGUAUAGGUGGUGAAUGAAUUGUUCGUAUACAUUGAUUUUUUUACUGAGAACUACUGCUCUACUCAUCAUUCAAAUCUUUCAAGCAACUGCGACUACCGAGCUUACAGGUUGUGAGAAGUGUGAUUUACGUUCAUCGUUUUGUCAAAAAAGUAGCAGUACGGGUAAAGUUAAUUGUAUAUGUCGUUCUGGCUUUGUUGCUGAUAGUAUCGGAAAAUGUCGCCAUAUGCUUGAUUCUCGUGAAAUUAAUAUGUCAAAUAAUAAAUGUAUUUCGGGACAAGAUGAAGGAAUAGCUGAAAAAAUAUUAUCAGAAAUAUUGAAAACAUAUGAUCGAAAUUUGGUGCCAUCAGCAAAAGGUGUUGAUGUGGAUGUUGAAAUACUUAUUCAACAGAUAUCUGAAAUUUCCGAAAUACAAAGUAGUUCUAAGAUGCAUAUUUUGUUGGCGCAAAUUUGGCGAGAUCCCAACUUAUCAUUUCAGGAUAUCGAAGGAGCUGAUUGUGUGCAAAAUUUAACUUUAUCACAUCGAAUGGUCGAGAAACUAUGGUUACCAAAUGUGUGUAUUGUUAACAGUAAAGGAUCAUUGAUACAUCAUUCACCUACACCCAAUGUUUUCCUUUCUAUUCUUCCAAAUGGAACCGUUUGGAUAAAUUACAGGAUUAUGGUAGAAACACCAUGUGAAAUGGAUUUUUCAAUUUUUCCAAUGGAUCGUGUUGAAUGCAUAAUGGUUUUUGAAAGUUAUUCAUUUAAUGUUGGUAAAGUUCGUUUACACUGGAAACGUCAUGGAAUUCCGGUGGAAGUAAUCGGACAAACAAAUUUACCGGAUUUUCAUAUGACACAUUAUAUUCAUGAAAAAGCAUCAUUCCACUAUCCAGCGGGUGUUUGGGAUCAUUUAAAUAUAAAGUUAUACUUUCGUCGCUCUUACGGUUUUUACUUGUUGCAAAUUUAUCUACCAACCUAUUGUAUGGUACUCAUCUCAUGGAUAUCAUUUUGGUUGGAUCGUCGAUCGCUUCCAGCUCGUGUCACCGUUGGCGUUUCGUCAAUGAUGGCACUUACUUUGCAAUAUUCCAAUGUUGCAAGGACACUUCCAAAAGUUUCAUAUGUAAAAGGUUUGGAUUUAUUUAUGUUCGGUUGUGUUGGCUACAUAUUUCUAUCGAUUGUUGAAUUAGCUAUUGUUGGAAUGUUAGAGAAACCAACUACAUCAAGGAGUCGCGGGAAUGCUGAAAAUGAUACUGAUUGUAACCUACUCCUGAAUGAAUGCCGACCAAGUAAACGAUUAUUCAGGGAAAAUCGUCGGAGAAAGUUAUCGUUAAUUGAACGGGUUGAUGAAGAUGCACAGAUAUCCGGAAAAGUCGACGUUGAUUUGAAUGAUAGUUUAUGGACACGUAAUACGGCAACAUUCACUAAUUACAAUGAACAAAGGACAACAUCAACAAUUCGAUAUCCGGAAAUAAUGAAAUUAAAUAAUUAUAAUGAUGAUAAUAUGAUCCGUUACUCACCUUGUACAAUUUCCGAAGGAUCAAGAAGUUACAGUAAAUGUCGUCGUAAAAAACAAAGCAAUGAGAGGAGAUUUUUACGACAUUGGACUGGAGAAGAUAUGGAUAACUUAUGUCAAAAGGUUUUUCCGAUUUCAUUCACAUUACUGAAUAUGAUAUAUUGGAUGUAUUAUACCGCAAGAGCGAAUGAUUAAUUAGUUGAUAUUACUUAUCUGAAUGUUCAAUACUGAAUAUCUCUUUCAUUUCAUCCUAAAAUCAAAUUUACUCGGGAUUGUUAUACGUGGAAGAAAUACUUUGGAAAUUUUCCGC